Molecule: messenger RNA, 1865 nt
Organism: Ananas comosus (pineapple)
Lineage: Eukaryota; Viridiplantae; Streptophyta; Magnoliopsida; Poales; Bromeliaceae
Product: carbamoyl-phosphate synthase small chain, chloroplastic-like
Exons: 11
Coding region: 141-1562 (473 amino acids)
Biological process (GO): L-glutamine metabolic process; L-arginine biosynthetic process; 'de novo' pyrimidine nucleobase biosynthetic process
Cellular component (GO): cytoplasm; carbamoyl-phosphate synthase complex
Molecular function (GO): carbamoyl-phosphate synthase (glutamine-hydrolyzing) activity
Source: RefSeq, a predicted model, not a curated record
UUCACCUCUCCCAUCCUCUCGAGCGCCGUCGCAGUGUGCUCAACCCUUCCACGCUCCGCCGCUUCCUCCGCCGCCUCUCUCUCUCUCUCUCCCUCUCUCUCUCUCUCUCUCUCCUAUCCCAAAUCCAUCCCACCACAUCCAUGGCCACCAUUCGAUCCGUCUCCUACACGAACCCCCUCGAGCUUCCAACAAGCAACUGCGGCUUCUCCUCCAAGCCGCAGAUCUUUCCCCAAAACCCUAGCUUCCUCCCCUUCCCCAAAUCCUCCCCUGUUCCCUUCCGCAGUGCUCGUUCCCACCGGUUCAAAUCCCUGGUUAGGGUUCUGUCUCUUCUUUUUUACCUUUUUUUGGGUCAAAGGGCAUUAGUUGCAAUCAGAGCGUCAAAGGUGGUAGCAGUGCCCUUGGAGUUCGUGAAGAAGAGACCGUGGAAAACAAGUGAUGCUAGGCUUGUGCUUGAAGAUGGUUCUAUAUGGAGGGCCAAGUCCUUUGGUGUGUCAGGAACACAAGUCGGUGAAGUCGUGUUCAAUACGUCUUUGACCGGGUAUCAGGAGAUUUUGACGGAUCCUAGCUAUGCUGGCCAGUUUGUUUUGAUGACCAAUCCGCAUAUUGGAAAUACUGGUGUUAAUAGUGAUGAUGAAGAAUCAAGUCGUUGCUUCCUUGCUGGCCUUAUAAUCAGAAAUCUAAGUAUCUGUACUUCAAACUGGCGCUGUUCGGAAACACUUGGUGAUUACUUGGCAAAGAGAAACAUCAUGGGCAUUUAUGAUGUGGAUACACGGGCUAUAACACGUAGAUUGAGACAAGAUGGCAGCCUUAUAGGAGUCCUAAGUACUGAAGAAUCUAAAACUGAUGAAGAUUUGUUAGAAAUGGCACGCAGAUGGAAAAUUGUUGGUGUUGAUUUGAUAAGCGGCGUUUCUUGUGAUGCUCCAUAUGAAUGGACUGAUAAAACCGACCCAGAGUGGGAGUUCCAGAAAAAUCAGAUUUUUGGUGAAAAUCUUCAUGUUGUAGCUUAUGAUUUUGGAAUCAAACACAAUAUCUUGAGGCGCUUAGCAUCCUAUGGAUGUAAAAUCACAGUUGUCCCUUCAAAUUGGCCUGCUUCAGAGACGCUAAAGAUGAAACCAGAUGGGGUUCUUUUUAGCAAUGGACCAGGAGACCCUUCUGCAGUCCCUUAUGCUGUGGAAACAGUGAAGGCUAUAAUUGGAAAUGUUCCUGUUUUUGGUAUAUGUAUGGGCCAUCAAUUAAUUGGUCAGGCAUUGGGUGGCAAAACUUUUAAGAUGAAGUUUGGUCAUCAUGGUGGGAACCACCCAGUUUGUGAUCUCCGGAGUGGACGUGUUGACAUAAGUGCACAGAACCAUAAUUAUGCAGUGGACCCUGAAUCACUUCCAGCUGGUGUUGAAGUAACACACAUAAAUUUGAAUGAUAAUAGCUGCGCCGGCCUUGCUUUCCCGACGUUCAACCUCAUGUCUCUUCAGUAUCACCCAGAGUCUUCUCCGGGGCCUCAUGACUCCGAUCCUGCUUUUGGGGAGUUUCUACAGCUAAUGAAGGCAGUGAAGGCAAAUAAGUCCUAAGCUGUUUCUUUUCUAGUUUUAUUGCUUGAUUGGCACACAGGCUGGCGAUGAAAAGCAGUAGGAAAAGCUUAAUGUAGGAAUACUCUUAUUCUUUCUUGCCUGUUCCAUCUGCUGCAAGACGGUCUCAGAUGAACUCUGAGUAGCUGUUUGUUUUCUAGUUAUCGCAAAAUACAGAGUUUUGUAUGCCUCUUAUAAACUGUAUGUUGAAAUUAAUUAUGAUCUGCUUUUCAUUUCCUCUUUUCUUUUUUUUUUCGUUUGAACUUUUGAGUAGAAAGUCUUAAUGAAGACUCUUUUUCUUUGUUA